Molecule: messenger RNA, 2378 nt
Organism: Zerene cesonia (dogface butterfly)
Lineage: Eukaryota; Metazoa; Arthropoda; Insecta; Lepidoptera; Pieridae
Product: proline-rich extensin-like protein EPR1
Exons: 2
Coding region: 249-1976 (575 amino acids)
Source: RefSeq, a predicted model, not a curated record
GACUUGAUUCCCUAAUUUUGUUACUGAACAAUAAGGAACUCUCGCCCGAUCGUAUAAAGUUUAAUUUACAUUACAUCACGUUCGGAUGUUGAAUUUAGGAAGGGAAAGCCGCGAUGCUGACUUAUCCAGUGAAAAUAGGACGUUGGUUACAUACUAAUUGUUAUCAUUGUAAGUUAUAAGUAUAGGUGGUGGGCUCACAUGUGGUCCGUUACUAAAACAAAGCUACGCCGACCGGGCGACCGUCCACCAUGAGAGUUCAUACUAUUGCGCUGAUCUUGUGUCUUAUCGCAUAUGCAGCAGCUGAUGUUGCACACAUCAAAGCUACUAAAGCUAAGCUGUUUAGUCACAUAACCGGCAAACACCACAAGAGGGGUAUACUAUCUCAUGUACCGCCGUACAAACUGGGCCACGACAUUCCACUGGUCACUCACUCGGUGGUGAAGCCUGUCGUCGUCACGUACCCGCCAACAGCAGCCGUUGCGACAGUCAAAGUGCCGCUAACGAAUCCCUUAGUGCCAAGAUUCCCAGUUCCAGUCGGCCAUAAAGUGCCUGGUCUACCUCAUCCGCAUUACGCAUUGAGGUUCCCUCAUACGAAGUAUUACGUAAAGCCCGAUCAUCAUUUUCAUCACCAUCAUCAUCACGUACCACCAAGACCAAUAUUACCAGUGGUACCUGCUAUAGCCCCGGUCGCGCCACCCCCUCCUGUCGUUCACGCUGCCCCGGUCGCUCCCGUCGUCCCUGUGCCUCAACCGACAGCGACCCUAGCGCAACAUAUUCCAGCCCCACCGCAAGUAAUUAUCCCAUCCCCAAUUCUCCCAGCCCAAGCUGCACCAAUCUCUUCACCACCAGUACAUGUAUUUCCACACAGUAAUUUACUAAAACCUCUUCUUCCUGCUGCAACUAUACCAUUAGCUCCUGCUGCUGUAAUUCCCACUCCAUUAUUCCGAGCACCUCAGCAGUAUGUAAUUCGACCGGGCGGUGCAGUACAAACGUCCUAUUUUGCAACGUAUCCAAGAUAUCCGUUUAUUAAUAGCUACCAAGCACCACUCUAUCCCCUACCUAACGCACUUCAUGGUACACAAUCAAUUCAUCAAGUAAUUCAACCUCACAACCCUCACUUCCACGUUCUACCUCAGGCGGCUGCGCACGAAGGAUCGGUGGAGCAUCACACUCAUAACGUUCUGCUAGAGCAAACUCCGACAUUGCUUCAGCCAACGCAUGAACCACAGCCCGCAGUACAUUUACAUCCAACGCAAGAGACUUUUGCACACCCCACUUUUAACGUACAACCCAUACAACCGACACAGCUUAUUCCUCAACCAUCAGUUCACCUGCAGCCUACACAACCUUCAAUACCUGUAGAACACGAUGGAUGGUCUCCUGUUCCUGCACAACCUCAAGAUGCCGCACAACACGACGUUCACUAUCCCCAACAACAUCAUUUUGUUCAGGAGCAGGGAACUCAAGUGUACGAGCAUCACGACGAUCAGUAUCACGACUACCAGCACCAAAUACAACAGCACAUCCAACAACAAAUAGAACAGGCGCAAUACGAGCAGAGCCUAAACAACCAGCACCAGUUGAACCACGAAUACGGCACGCCGCAGCCAGCACAAGAGUACGCACAGCCAAAUCAGUAUCAAGUUCAUGAUUUUUCCCAACAAGCGCACGACUUCGCUCAGCAAGCGCAUGACUUUGCCCAUAAUGUGCAUGACUUUUCUCACGGCCAAGACUUUUCCCACAACAAUCAGGACUUUUCCCAGAGCGGGCAAGAUUUCUCCCAACAUGGACAGGAGUAUCCUCAACAACAAUUUGGUCAGAACGAUUACAACGUAGCCCAACCCGGCCAAGAAUAUGGUGUACCUCAGCAAGGCGUGGAGGGUCGCAACUCCGAUGACGAGAGCGCACAGUUUCACAACCACAUACCCCUCGCUCUGCAGCCGCCUAUCGACAGGCCUCUGGACCAUUUCCAAUAAUUAUCAUUUAAUUGCAUAGAUUAUAACUUAUGAAAUGGACGCUGGGGCCGCCCGUCGGCUCAUGACGGAAGCUUAGCGUUUUCGCAUUUAGUUUUAAUAGCAUUUAUAUGUUAUUACUACCUCGUCGAAGCAUGUGAUACAGGUUUGAUAAUAAUGGUUUGAAAAGUGAAAUUUAAAUUUUAAAAUAUAAGAGGCUUGGUCGAAAUAACAUUUUUUAAAUAUUUAAUGAAAUGUGUUAACUUGUAAAUAUUCUAAUUAGGUUUAAAAAUAACAGUAGCUAUUAAGUUUUUAUAUUUUGUACAUCACUUCACGAUAGAUGCAAUUGUUGCCUUUUUAUUAUUUUUACAAUUUUUCUAGUUGUUCUACACUAAGGUUAUUUAUUUAUUGUGAAAUAAAUCACUU